AUGUCGACAACAGCGACGGUCACUCAAACCCGGACAGGGUCCAACAGUGGCCAAGCCCAAGUACUGUCCGUCUCCAAGUCAACCUCUCACGGUGUCUCCAAAAGCCCCGUGGGAGAAAUCACCCUGAUCGCUGGCCUGGGGGUCUCUGGAGACUGUCACGCCGGGAAAACGGUUCAGCACCGCGCCAUCCAGCAAAAGACUCCCUCCGUCACCAACAACCGCCAAGUUCACAUCGUCUCCAUCGAGACCCUCCGCGACGUCUCCUCGCGCGGCAAAAUCACUCCGCCGCUGUCCGCGGGCAUGAUUGGCGAAAACAUCACCACUCAGGGCCUUGACCUGGUCUCUCUACCAUGUGGUACUGAACUUCAUUUUGUUGGUCCCAGUUCCAAGGCUGUCGUUGUUUUGACAGGCUUGCGGGCGCCUGGCCCCGGGAUCGACCAGGUGCGACCCAACUUGUUGCCUCACUUCACGUUUCGGGAUGGGAGUCAAGUCAAGAAGAUGGCGGGAGUGAUGGGAAUCGUCAAGUGUGGAGGUGAAGUGAAACCGGGAAUGCGGAUUGAGGUUGUUCGACCCGCAGCUGCUCGUUCUCUUCCUUUUGUCUGA
This is a messenger RNA of Penicillium diatomitis, 603 nucleotides long. Its product is annotated as MOSC domain-containing protein. Gene Ontology annotation, molecular function: molybdenum ion binding; catalytic activity; pyridoxal phosphate binding. NCBI's taxonomy places the organism in Eukaryota, Fungi, Ascomycota, Eurotiomycetes, Eurotiales, Aspergillaceae. The record is from RefSeq and is a predicted model, not a curated record. The coding region runs from base 1 to 603 and encodes 200 amino acids. The transcript has a single exon.